Molecule: messenger RNA, 1420 nt
Organism: Syzygium oleosum
Lineage: Eukaryota; Viridiplantae; Streptophyta; Magnoliopsida; Myrtales; Myrtaceae
Product: zinc finger protein WIP2-like
Exons: 2
Coding region: 99-1199 (366 amino acids)
Biological process (GO): anatomical structure development; regulation of gene expression
Cellular component (GO): nucleus
Molecular function (GO): DNA-binding transcription factor activity
Source: RefSeq, a predicted model, not a curated record
CUCCACUUCUCUCAUAAACCACCUCUCUCUCUCUCUCUCUCUCUCUCUCUCUCUCUCAUAACUUGUCUUCUACAACACCCAACUAUUCGCUUUCCAUCAUGACGGACCCCUACUCAAGUUACUUGAAUGGAUGGAUCAGCUUCAACCCUCUUCACCACUUCUCUUCUCCUCCUUCGUCGUCAUCUUCUUUCUCUUCCAAAUCCGCGAACAAUUACUACAAUUCUUCUCACUGCUUCUACUCUCUCUAUGACUACAAUCACGUCUACAACGCCGCCUCUUUACCUCACUCUUCUCCUCCUCCAUCUCCGCCCCUGAGAGAAGCACUCCCUCUCCUCAGCUGCUUAAGCCCCGGGAGGCAUGAAGAAGAAGAGCAAGCCUCACUUUCUUCUCCUAUGGAGGUUGACAACCCCAGCAGUCAAAAGGACAACUCCUUUCCCCAUAAUUCAGCAGAUGUUGCCGAUGAAGAUGAUGAUGGGGAUGGUGAAGCUGUGACGGUGGCUCUCCACUUGGGGCUUCCAAGCCCUAGCUCUGCUGAUUUGAUCUCAAGGCUCUCCUCAACAGAGAUCAACUCAGACAAGGAAUUGGAUCAAGAGACCACUGUGGCUUCUUCUGGGUACUUCACAAGCAACAACAAGCUCAACAAGGGCCAGUACUGGAUACCCACCCCUGCUCAGAUACUUAUUGGCCCUACACAGUUCUCAUGCCCUCUUUGCUUCAAGACCUUCAACAGAUACAACAACAUGCAGAUGCACAUGUGGGGACACGGGUCCCAAUACAGGAGAGGACCGGAGUCGCUGAGGGGGACGCAGCCGACGGCCAUGCUGAGGCUGCCAUGCUACUGCUGUGCGCCGGGAUGCAAGAACAACAUCGACCACCCGAGGUCGAAGCCGCUCAAGGACUUCCGCACCCUCCAGACCCACUACAAGCGCAAGCACGGGAUCAAGCCCUUCAUGUGCCGGAAGUGCGGCAAGGCGUUUGCUGUGCGUGGCGACUGGAGGACCCACGAGAAGAACUGUGGCAAGCUCUGGUAUUGCUCUUGCGGCUCUGACUUCAAGCACAAGCGGUCGCUCAAGGAUCACAUCCGGGCGUUCGGGAGUGGCCACACGGCUUAUGGGAUCGAGGACGAGUGUGGCUUCGAGGAGGAGGAGGUGGCUACUUCUGAGAUUGAGCAGGACAACAAUUUCGAGAGCGCCAAGUGAUUAAAUGAAGAUGGUGUGUCAAAGUGAGGUUGUGGUUGGAGGAUGAUCAGCCGAUCCAUAGUUGAUGAUACUAUUGUUUUGACACGGUUUGUGGUCCGACAGUCAAAAAAAAAAAGAAGAGACUUUGGACCCUUAGGGCGCUUUUCUUUUAUCUUUUUCUAGCUUAACGAGAACUUUCCUUUUAAUGUAGAUCUUCAAUGGAGAUGUGUUAGCCUUUGAUC